AUGGAUGCAACAAUUGAGAGAGAAUGCAGUGCUUUGGGUGGCCUCUUUCAACAGAUUAUAAUUGACAUGAAGGUAAGAUAACGUUGAUAUGGUGUAUCAAUGUUUCGAUAUUUAUUCUGUUUAUACACGACCGCGUUUUUUCCUGUUCAUUGUUUUUUGUACGCUUUCUUAUCUUUGCACAAGUAACGAUGCAGGCCAAGGCGCGCUGUCGAUGCAAUUGUCUUUAAUACAUCUAUUUCGUAAAUAUUGUGAAAUUAUUCUAAUCGAAAAGAUAACAUAUUCAAUUAGUUCUUUUUGCGGUACCUUUUGAAAGUAUUGUUCGUACUGAUCCUAAAAACUAUUCUCCGAAACAAUUGUGAUACUUCAAUACGGUAAAACGAGGACGAUAGGUAAUUUACACUUGUUCCAGUUCUGCAACACUCCAAAAUAUUUCUUUUAUUUUUACGAGAUAGUAAAUGUGUAUAUUUUGUUACUCUAAGUAAAACUAAUAAUUUUUUUUAUUACAUAAUUACAUAAUAUUAUAAUAUUGUAAUAAAAUACAUUUUUAACAUAAUUCUAUUUAAUAAAUGUCAUUAUUAUUAUAUAUGUACUGUAAAAUAUGUACUGUAAAAUAUUAUUUAAUCUUGUGAAACAGCCAUAAAAAUGCAUGUAGUAUAGUAUAGUUAUGUAACAAUUUACUUUUUUCUCAAGGUAGUUUCCUAGUUCAUAAAAUUAUUUAAUUACAAAAAAUAGGUAGGUGUAUGCGAUUGCAUUACUGUAUUAAAUGUUUCCUGGUGUAUUUUAAGGUACUAUACUGUUUGUACAAAGUAUAAAAAUUAUAUAUUCAUUAUUUUUACAAAUAAAAAAAGAUUAUAAAAUUUGUUUCUAGAAUGGAGCACCGUUAUGGGAAGAUUUAAUUUCAAAAGCAACCAAAUUACAUUCUUGUCUAAGGUAAUGAUCAUAUUUUAUUUGUAAAUUUAUUUUUCUAUGGUAAAUAGUAUCGCUAAUUGUUAUAAAACAUAGAAAAAAGAUAAAAAUAAAAUUUACUAAAUAAACGUAAAAUUUAUUAUAAAAUUCAUUUUAGAAUAAUGUAACAUGUAAUAUGUAUUGCACUUUUAUUUUCACUUUUUUAGGGCUGCCAUUUUAGCUAUUUCAGCAUACCUUGAUACUUUUCAAAAAAUUGCUGAUGCUGCAACUAAUGCAAGAGGUAAAUUGUUUUUAUAUUUAUUACAAAUAAUUAUGUAUCAAUUAUAUAUCAAUUUAUUUGUAUCAUUUUUUUUUCUUAAUUUUUUUUAUGAACCGUUUUAAAACAUUUAGUCUAAUAAAAUAUUGUAAUUAAGGUGCAACAAAAGAAAUUGGAACUGCUUUAACUCGGAUAUGUCUUAGACAUAAAGCAGUAGAAACACGUAUGAAAUCAUUCACUAGGUAAUUUAUCAUUAAACACUAACUUUUCAUAUUUAUUCAUUAAAUAUAAGUAUCAUUUAUUUAAAUAUUUUUUUAUUAGUGCUAUUAUGGAUUGCUUGGUAUUACCUCUUCAAGAAAAAUUAGAAGAUUGGAAAAAAUCUCUAAUAAAUUUAGAUAAAGAACAUGCUAAAGGUUAGUAUAUUUAAUAAUAGAAUUUUUAAAAAUGUUGAAAUAUAUCUGAAAUUUUGGUAAUUUUAGAAUAUAAGAAAGCAAAAGCAGAACUAAGAAAGCGAUCUACUGAUACAUUACGUUUGCAAAAGAAAAAAGCACGAAAAGGACAUUUACAAGGACAAUCACAAGGACACGGGACAUCAUCAGGUGAUAUUGAAUUGAAUCGAAUGCUUGAGUCUUCAGCUGCUGUUGUUCAAGAAAAACGAUUAAGUUUAGAAGAAACGGAAAGAAAAGCCGUUCGUGCGGCUUUACUUGAAGAAAGGGGCAGAUAUUGCCUUCUUGCCAGAUUUUUAAAACCAGUACUUGAUGAAGAAAUUGCAAUGUUAAUGGAACUGACUCAUUUGCAAGAAGUUUCUGAUCAACUACAACGACAUGCAGCCUCUCCACAUCACUUGCCUCCUGCAUCAGAACAAGUGAUAACAGACAUAAAAGGUUGCGAUGUAACACAAUGGUCGCUUGCUACACCGCCCUCAAGUCCUUCUCUGUCACUUGGAUCAAGAAAAAGUUCAAUGUGUUCAAUCAGUUCACUGACCAGUAGUAGCAGUGGUUCUUGUAAAAGUCAUCCAAGUCCGUCUGGGCAUCCAUGGCAUAGAUCACUUUCCCAGCCUGUCGGUGUCAGGCCCUCCAGCAUCAACGGUAUGAUGACACUACGCCAUUUGAUAAACGGUAGUUCCCGUGACUCUGGCUUCACUUCUCAGGACACAUUAUAUACACAACCAAUUUCUGAACAUCAGGUAUCAAAUGUGUCUUCUCAUACUAAUCAAAAUACUGGUUGUACUACAACAAGAUCUGUAACUACUGCUACUUGGCCUGACUUGCAGGAAACAUCAGUUCAAUAUGAUAGACAAAAUCAGAACACAAUCAACGAACGGCCGCACACAAUUUCUUCUGCUUACGAAAAGGGCCAUCAGAGACCAGCACUCAGUGUUUACACAUUCCAAGCUCCAGAUAAUAGUGGUUGUUGUCAUAGUCAACCUGCUUCUCCAGUUUCUUCUUCCUCUUCAUGUUCUUCCUCUAAUCAACAAACAUCCAGAGUACAAUUGCGUAGAAAUAAUGGUAGUCACCGCCCUCCUAUACCAAACAGAUGUUCCAGUCUAGAGAGACCAACAGUUCCAGUAAAAAAUGAGCCUCCUGGAAGUCCUCGAGGGAAACCUAAGUUACCACUUCCAGCACACUUAGUAAAAGAAUUAGCAACUCAUCAACUUCAACAACCAAUGUAUGUGAACAUGCACGAAUUAGCAAAUUUAGCUGCAAGUCGUGCUCAGGAGAUGCAGUUACCUUUACCACCACCUCCUGCUUCAUUAUCAGCGCCAGGAACUGAAAAGACUGAAAUUACGGAAAAAGAUGGUGGAAGUCAAACAUCAGAAUCUAGUGUCGAGUCUAGUAGUGGAUAUGGAAGUCAAACUACUAUACCACAUUCUCAUUCACUCCACAAUCCAAGUGAGAAUGUUUGGAAUGUACCUGGUGCUACAUCUACUUUAACAGUCCGUAGAGGAUCGAUGCAACAAGUGAACAAACCUCCACCACCAACAAGACGAACGUCUACUAUUAUAACUGCUACAUUUAAUAAUCCUUCAUCAGGUUCUAAUGAUGAACGUACUGAUAAUGCAUGUGACGAAACUGAAAAUCUUCCUCCACCACCAGCAUUUUUGUUAGAAGGUUCUUCACCUACAGCCAGUCCGACUCCUCAGCGAUCUAUUUCAGUGUCUGAAACAGUAAGGACUCUUACAGAAUUACGUCAUACACCUGCUAGUCCAUCUCUUUUACGAAAGGCUACAGGACAAGCACAAUCGCAUAACAAUUCUGCUACAUUACCACAUAAUGCCGUAUUGCAAGUAACUCGAUCUUCUGUUGAACGUUCAUGUGCAGCGAUUCGUUCAGCUUCUCAAGAACGUAGUUCAAAUACAACACAAAUAACUACUGUCAAUACAGGUGUAAAUAUUCAAGGGCAAGGUCCAGGGGGAGUUGGUCAAAGUUUUAUGGCGGUUCUCAGUGCUAAACUCAUUAACAGUACAGGUAAUAAUACUACGAGUGGCAGUAAUACAAAUAGCAGCCCUAAAUCUGCCAGAAAGCAUUCCAUUGAACAGCAGAUAAAUAAAAAUUCUAAAACACCCUCUGGUUUUCUUGAAACUUUGAAUGCUAAAUUAGCACAACAACAGCAAAACUUACAAGGAAAUAAUACAACGAGUAGAUCAGCAAGUGUAAGACGCAUAAUGGGUAAUCGUGUACCUAUUAUGGAUCCUUUACAAGUCAGAGAUUCUCUCAUGGAUCAAAUACGAAAAGGUACCUCUUUGAGAAAGACUAGUGGUCCCAUCAACGAUCGUUCAGCACCUAAAAUUUAUUGA
Molecule: messenger RNA, 3959 nt
Organism: Heterotrigona itama
Lineage: Eukaryota; Metazoa; Arthropoda; Insecta; Hymenoptera; Apidae
Source: the annotation of a GenBank genome assembly